Hypoxylon trugodes is the source of this 717-nucleotide messenger RNA. Its product is annotated as NAD(P)-binding protein. Lineage: Eukaryota; Fungi; Ascomycota; Sordariomycetes; Xylariales; Hypoxylaceae. The record is from RefSeq and is a predicted model, not a curated record. The transcript is spliced from 4 exons. The coding region runs from base 1 to 717 and encodes 238 amino acids.
AUGUCAACCGCCUUAAUCAUCGGUGCCGGACCUAGAGUGGGUCAAUCCGCGGCAGAAGCCUUCCUAGCAGCAGGAUACAAAGUUGCGGUAGCCUCAAGGACUCAAAAGCUUGAUCCGAAGUUUCGGUUCUACGCCUUUGACGGCUCCAAGCCAGAAACUGUGCCGGCCCUUUUUGAAAAGGUUUCGGCGGACCUCGGCAUUCCAAGCGUCGUCAUACAUGUUGCUGCCUUCAAGGCGCAAGGCUCAACCGAGCAACAACCCUUUGAUUCCGUUGAAGAUAUCCGAACCGGGUUCAAUGUAAACACUCUCACUCCCUAUGUUGCUGCGCAGGAAGCUGUAAAAGGCUUCGAGAAGCUCGGUGCAGAGGGCCUCGGCCCUUCUGGAGGCACCUUUAUAUAUGUCGGAAACAUUGGAAACGUUACCGCUGUCCCUCUAUUCUUAGAUCUUAGCAUGCACAAGAGCGCGAGCGCCACUCUAGUCAAGCAACUUGCAUUGGCUGCUUACAACGAUAAACCAUGGAAGUUCUAUUACGUCGACGAGAGACGUGAAAAUGGAUUAUACGUACCGCGUGGCCUUAGUGGUCCCGGUCACGCCGAACUAUUCUUAGAUUUGGCGAAGGACGUGAAGCAGAGGCCUUGGAGCCAAACUUUCGUUCCAGGAAAGGGAUAUGUUGCAUUUGAGCCUAAGGAGUACUUGCCUUGGGAUGUCAACUACUAA